This is a messenger RNA of Schistosoma curassoni, 2562 nucleotides long. Lineage: Eukaryota; Metazoa; Platyhelminthes; Trematoda; Strigeidida; Schistosomatidae. The record is from the annotation of a GenBank genome assembly.
AUGUCAGUAUUUUUGAGUGAGAAAUUAGGUAUUUUCUCUGGAAAAAUUACUGAUAUUAAAUGGCAUCCUCGCACGUUUAUUUUAGCGGUCGCAUCACAUAUUGGAAAAGAGUCAGGUGAAGUUACAAUUUCGGCCCUGAAAGUCCCAAACUGUAAAGAUGCAACCAUUACAAGGCCUUGUAUUCCUACGUGUAUUUCUUGGCAUCCUAAUGAGCCAGUAUUAUUGGUUGGAUGGAAUAAUGGCUGUACGACUGUUUGUUACUAUUCUGAGCAUAACGCUCUCGAUAUGGAUUAUAAACUAGAAGGGUCUGUGAUGUCACUAGUUUGGACUUUUGAUGGGUACUCUGUGUUUGCAACAGACAAUAAAGGAUCUGUUUAUGUUUUCCGGUGGCAUAAAAAUGUAGACAUUGGUGCAAAGCCUAUAUCCAUUCUGAAAGUCAACACAAAUAUAUCAUGUGCUCUUAUGCUCAGUACCCGAAAUCCCGAUGAAUUAAGUUCAUAUAUAACGCUUGCACCGUUGUAUUCAAGUUCUAGUGAGGAAAAUAAAUUUGCUGAAUCCGCCGUCACCGAAACUCCAUGUAAAUCAAGUAACAUGAUGAAGUUUUCGUGUCUAGGCUUCUAUCUCUUUGGAUGCUACGAUGGACGUAUAAUGUACAUUAAGUACGAUAAAUCGAAAGAGAAUGAGAUUGCAGUGAGUCAAGCCAAUAACUUAGCAUGCUGUGAAGGAUGUAUUUUAAAUAUGGUUUCUCACAAAGGCACAAAUAUUUUAUUGGCCCUCACUGAGGGAGUUCUUCUAUAUCACUAUCAUAUCAAGCUAAACUCUGAAAUAUCAAUCAAGGAAGUAACAAAAAUGAAACUGGCUUUAGCAAUGUGCAAUCAACCGUCCGUUACAUGUGCUGGAGAAACUACGCUUGCUAUGGCACUUGGAGAAACAAAUGUUAGACUAUGGGAUGUCGAAAGAGCCGAUAACUAUACCUUAGCUCCCUGCAUGCUUAUUUCCAAAAGCAGUCCAAGUGAACUGAAGGUGAUCAGUGUUUCUUACUCGGAAACAUAUUGUAUUCUGGCAGCAAGUUUUAACAAUGGAAUGGUGGGAUUUUGGCAAUACUGUACAGAAAUGGAAUCAUCCAAAUAUUUGUCUAACGUUCAGAGGCCAAAUUUGACGUCAAAUCAAAAUCCCUGUGAUUACAUAGGUAGUUAUGAACUUUUUAGUUCCACAAACACUUUGGCAGAAAAAACACCGGAGACCAGUUGGCAUCCACAACCAAGUACCUUUUGGUUAAACAAAGAAGAUGAAUUGUUUUCAAUUUCAGAGGAUUUGAAAUACCAUUCGCAUUUACUAGCCUGGGAUUGUCAGCAGGAAAAGUUAGCAAUUACGCUCAUACCACAUCAGUCAAAAGAAAAGCCAUAUGAAAGCCAAGGUACCCAAACCAAGUCUUCUGUGUAUAUACUUCAACGGCAAUCACCACAAACGCAUUUCUAUGGAUACGGAUGUGCUGUUGUACAAACUGGUUCAAGAUCAUUAGCAGUACUUACCACAAUAUAUAAUAAACGUGUAAACAAAACAAAUACAAGCGCUUUAAAGAAUAUAUCGAUAAUAAACAAUACUACUGAGAAUAUAAAAGGGAAAAUGAAUAUGAUUGAAGAUGAAAAUUACAAGAAUUGCCGCGGAUCUUUCAUAACCAAACCAAAACAACUUGAGAUUUGUAAAGAUAUAAAUCAGAAUUUUACUGGCUUCAUUAGUCAAGGCAAUUGUUCGCUUUGUGAGUACGAGGCGCAGGUUGAAGACCAAAUUAAGGCUGUAUAUUGCACACAAGAACAUGUUACAUACUGGAAUGGUCAUCAUAUUUUUGUCUAUAAACAGUCCACUAAAGGUUGCAUAAUCCACCUAACUAAUUUCCCAUGUGAAUAUAAAUUAAUUGGAAUGUAUCAACAUAAUAUAUUUACAAUUGAACCAUAUAAAUUACAAGUUCGUAAUUUGGAGGGUUGUGUUAAACAGUUAAUCAAUUUUACAGAAAUAGAGGGCAGUAUUACUAUGACUGCUCAAUGUGGCAAUUAUAUGGCAUGUCUUACUGAUCAAAACAAAAUACGAGUAUUUGAUCUAAUCAGAAGAGAAAUCAAAUCAACAAAUGUAACAAAAUCUUUAACUAAAUUAAUUAAAUGUAAAUUAUUAAAUUAUAUAUCACAGAACACUUCAACAUUUACAUUUACAUCUUUACAAGAGACUAUUACAUUAUUACAUAAUUCAGAUAAUUUGCUCAUCAAUGAAUUAAAUAUUUCAUGGAUUUCAAUUAAUAAUUCUGGUAAUUCAAUAGCAUUUACAAUAGAAAUUUUAUACAAUGGAGGAUUAUGUAAAUUAUUAUGGUUAAAUUCUAUGGAUUCAUUAACAAAAAUGCAAUUAGAUAAAAUGAAUGACAAAGUUAUGGAAAGAACCAUAAAUGGAAUUAUGAAUAAAGAGAAUUUAUUAAAAAAAUGGUUUCCAGAUCCAAAUAUUUAUAUUUAUCAUAUAGAUGAAGAUAAAUUGAAAUGUUUCAAUUUUUUCGAAACUAACAAAUUCUAUUCAUGA